AUGGAUUCCCCUUCGAAUCAGUUACCACCGGAAACCGACCUUUGCAAAAUACCGACUGGUAUCCCUCCCCCUGGACAAUCUUCUGACCUUGACAACGCAGACCUGAAGUCUUUGACAAUCUCCCUCGGUGUUAUCUUAACGACUAUCGCGGUGGUCUUCAGCCUUGGUAGGCUCUACGUCAACUUCCGAAAGUUGACAGCGGGUGAUUUCUUCGUAUUUGUUGCCAUUAUAUCCAAUACUGCCACAGUAGUUUUGAUGAUUAUCUAUGCCAAAUACUUCCGGCAUAUAUGGAACAUGCCUUUAUGCUGGAUCAAUGAUAACUUCGGAAAGAUAGCAUAUGCCUGGGAGAUGACCGCGACCUUCAGUACCUUUCCUGGUAGAGCCGCUACUUUACUACUGUUCUACCAGCUCUUUACCAUAUCUCGCUCGAUAGGUAUAGCUAUAUGGAUCGGCAUGGCUAUUAGUCUCAUAAUUACAGUUUGGACCAUAUGCAUAUUGUCUUAUGGCUAUGCUAACGAGAAAACUCGGGAUCAUCCUGACGACACUGACGGCAUUAUAACCAUGUGGAUCCUACGAUGGUCACUUCUCUGGGGUACAUUAGAUAUCUUGAUCGACAUCUAUAUCUUCAUCUUGCCACUACCUAUUAUCUUUAAGCUAAACCUAUCGAAGAAGAAAAAGCUGCAGGUCUCGGCCAUAUUUUUCAUAGCGUUACUUGGUAUCGCCGUCAGUAUCUUAACGCUUGCAUAUAGAAUAAAGGCACUGCAGAGCCACAACUUCGAUAGCACAUACAACACUGGAGUUUUGAUGAUAUGCGGUCUCGUGCAGAUGAAUGUGACUCUCAUAAUCUGCUCCACCCCGGGAUUCGUGGGCUUCAUACGUCUCCAUAUCUUAGAGUCACAGACCAUCAAGGCUCUCCGGUCGAUGCUAAGAGCCGGCAGAAGCCCACACAGCCAAUCCAGCCUGUUCAAGUCCUGGCAGAGCCCCAAUCGACCUCGUACCGGACGUGAUGAACCACCAAAGCAAAAGCGGAAAAGUUUAAGGAGCAUGACUGAUUGCGCCGAAGUAAGCGACACAUGCUUACUCAAUAGCGGGACUACGAUAGAUCCAGAGGGGCAGAGAAAUACCCUCGCGGUUAGCGGCGCGGACAAGGAGAACGAAAUCGUCAUGAAUGUACUUAAAACGGUGGAUGCUGAGCAUUCCUCUAUUUCACCCCAGCUUUUGAGUGAUGACAACUCGGCCUUGUGCGAAAGUUCCAACGGACUAGAGGAUGGUGGUUAA
Messenger RNA from Daldinia loculata, 1278 nucleotides. RefSeq lists its product as uncharacterized. The coding region runs from base 1 to 1278 and encodes 425 amino acids. NCBI's taxonomy places the organism in Eukaryota, Fungi, Ascomycota, Sordariomycetes, Xylariales, Hypoxylaceae. The record is from RefSeq and is a predicted model, not a curated record. The transcript has 6 exons.